Messenger RNA from Ramularia collo-cygni, 834 nucleotides. RefSeq lists its product as uncharacterized. The record is from RefSeq and is a predicted model, not a curated record. The transcript has a single exon. NCBI's taxonomy places the organism in Eukaryota, Fungi, Ascomycota, Dothideomycetes, Mycosphaerellales, Mycosphaerellaceae. The coding region runs from base 1 to 834 and encodes 277 amino acids.
AUGGAUCUGUCGCCGCUCAGCAAGCUUUCGGCCGAACUUCGCAACGAGAUCUAUGAGAUGGUGCUGAUACACAACAACCCCAUCAUCAUCACGGCGGACAACUACACAUCAGACAUCUACACACCUGGGUUUUCCUCAGAGCGCCACCCUCUUGCGCUGCUCCGCGCAUGCAAGCAGACCAGCCGCGAAGCCACUUCGUUGUUCUACGGCAACAACAGCUUCUGUUUCGAAUUUGCGCCGAAUCUGGAAAACUCGGAGAAGGACGAGCUGUGCCUGCUGCAGAGAUUCUGUGCUUCUAUCGGCAAUGAUGCUUUGGUGGGCUUACGCGACAUUCACAUGAAGGUGGGCAGGAGCUUCCUUGACAGAGCGCCGCCGAUAUACAGCGAAGAAAGUAUCUUGGUACACUCAAGGAAUCUCUUAGGGCUGCAAGGGAUCUCUGUACUCAACGACCGACUGAAGAUCAAGUACAUGAUUGGAGAAUGCUCGUAUGUAAAUCGGUCGCAGUGGGGACUCGGAGAAGGCGCUUGGGAGGCGUAUUACUUCACGGAGCCCAUCGAGAUCGAAAAUUUGGAGAUCACACUUCAGGCUGUCAUUUUAUCUCUACAGCAUCSUAAGAGGGCCUUGCCAUGGAAUGGUUAUGUCAAUCUGUCCGUCGAGAWUGCCCUCCGCGAGGAGCUGGAGCGCUUCCAGAAAAUUGCAUUUGGAUCUGGAAAAGUCACGAGUACAUUCGCGAAGAAGUACAGGCGCAGCUUUGUCAUUGAGAUGGAGGUCUGGCAGUGGACACCGACUGCUUGCGUGGGAGCCAGGGGCAAGGAAGAAAUGUCCACAAUCUAG